Adineta ricciae is the source of this 2079-nucleotide messenger RNA. NCBI's taxonomy places the organism in Eukaryota, Metazoa, Rotifera, Eurotatoria, Adinetida, Adinetidae. The record is from the annotation of a GenBank genome assembly.
AUGAGUUCAACAUUUCGACAAUGGAAGAAUAAACUGCAUUGUUCACAUAGACAAUCGAUGAAUCAAAAUCAGUUGUUCGUCGAAGACGAGUUCAAAAAUGUACAUAAUGUCAUGGACAGUCUCGUGAAUGAAAACAAUGCAUUGAAGACACGACUUGAUCUAUUAGAAAAUCGAUAUGAACGAUGGAUCCAUGACGAACAAACUUAUUUGAAUAAACGUAUUGAAUAUCUUGAAAAUGAAAAUCAUCAAUUGCACGAGCUAUAUAUCAGUUACCAGAUGCAAAAUGAAACGUGUAUGCGAUCAAUGACGGAUUUAAUCAUGAAAAUUCUUUUAACCCAACAGGAACGAAGAAAAGAACGUGUUGAACUGUAUCAUGAGAACGAUGCGGCCCAAUGGAGGACGGAGCAACAGCAGGAUGAUGAUAAUCGAUGUACUACUAAUGAUCAAACCACAUGGCUUGAUCAGCGCUUGAUGAAUGCCGAUGAACACGAUCAACAAACAAGAAAUCAUUCAUCGGAAUAUCCCGAUCAAUUGUUAACACUGGCUACUGUCAAAUCUAAAUCCGAGAGAUCAUCCACUGGCCUGACAAAUAAACUCUAUUAUCUGUUAAGUAAUGAAAAGUCUCCUUGUGAUAAUCAACGUUUACCAAGUGUAAAUAUCGUUCCUGUUAAUGAUCCUCAUACUAUUCCUCGUAAACAACAAUCAACAAUAACAAUUAAUCCGAAGAAUAAGUCAACACCACAAUAUGCCCGAACAACUUAUUCUAACCAUGAAAGGUUAUCAACACAAACCCCAGUUCGUACAACGACAGUUGUUAAAAACACAUCCACAACAUCGCCUGCCAAACCAAUCCGAGUACAAGCAACUCCCGUGCGAGCAUCGACGACAACAGCAGCAGCAGCAACUGCAACAACUAAUCGACCACGUCCUACUAUUUCUACAACUACUUAUCAAAAGACAACAUCGUCAACUUCAAUACCUACCAAGCCAUCUCGACCGCGAUACACUCUGGCAAAGUCUUCUGAACCGCUACGAACUGUUACACCGACACCACCAACAAGCACACGAACAAGUGCUUCGAAAUCAACAAAACCGGCACCGGCUACUGUUAAAGCACGUCCACCACCAGUUACUCAUCAAUCUGCUCGUGUUUCCGAUCUUGACGCACUGAUCGCUCAGCGACAAGCUCAGACUAAAGCGAAAAAGCCAACCUCCAUUCCAGUCACUUCUGUGACGAAUAACAAAAUCCGACAAUCGCUGUUUACAAAAAAUACCGUUAAAUUAGUUCGACCUGUCCGUAGUCAAGAACUGAAAACAUUCAGUUGCCAUCUAACACCUGAAGUACCGAAUAUAGUUUCAAAUGAAGUCGUAUGUCAAACUAAUGAGUCGUUGUCAACGUUAACGCCACCUUCACUCGAAUCGAUCACUGAAACGAAAACCAUCGAGAAAAAAGAGGAUUCAAGUACACCAAGUAUUGCGCAUGAUUUUUCCGAAGAUAGCCUCAACGAGCAUCACCAUGGUCAGAAAUUAGUCGAUACAAAUGCAUCAAUGAGUACGAAAGAGAAUAAUCAUAACCAUCAUCUGCGCGAUCAGUCGUCUGGAAGUGAUAUUUCACCGAUUAUCCUAAUCAAAACUGAAACAUCAGCUGACUCGGCGUAUUGUAAUGGUUCGCUAGAUCGUGAAGAAACGAACACAAGCGACGGAUAUUUUCUCCUACCGGAUGAUCAAUUAACUUCAAAAGACAAUCCGUAUUCGACGAAAUCUUCAUCUGUAUCACAGAAAUCAGUCGUACAUCGAUUAGUCUUUCCCGGUCGACUCGGUCGAAUGAUAUUCUUUCGUCGCAUCUUAUCCGAUUCGGAUAUCUAUCAAAAAAUCUGCUCCAAAGACUCGGAAAUUACUCAUAAUGUCUACCAUUUAGAUACAAUACGGGAUUACUCAAUGGAAUUUUACAUGUUAACUACAUAUGCUUCCGAUUCACAGUUGCACGCUUGGAUUGAUUGUAGUGAUGAUGAACUUGUGAAUAAUGUGUGCCAUUUCGAUGANUAUCCCGUCGUUCACGUUCUUCUUCUUGAAGUUUAA